GCAGCUCUUUAGUCCGCAAAUAAACUCCCUAAAGAAAGAAACAAAGAGCGCGCGUGUGAUGUGUUUGUGUAUCAUCAGUGUUUUUCUCUCUUGCGUGUUUCAUUGAGUGUAAACAGAGUCUUGUCUCUGUGUAUUUAAGUGUUGAGACGUUAAUGAUGAGAUGUGCUGUAAAUCAGUAUGAACUGAUCUGUCCAUGCUGGAUAUAUUGAUGAUUUCAUCACAGAAAUCUCUCAGCUGGAGAAAGAGGUGGCGUUACUGGAGACAAAGCUGAGGAGAUUUAGCAAUUAAUCGUGAGGAUGUGGAUUGUUGUGAAUCUUCAGUGUAUGUGACUGAUGAUGGGAGUCUGGAUUCAGUGUGGAUGAGCAGAGAUCAGAGCCGCACACCACAGACACUGCUGGACUCUAAACUCUCUGAAGAGAAAUCCAGACACACACAAGACUCCGAUCUCAGUCUGACUUUACUCUGUUAUACUGAGUCAAAGCUCACAGACACUCAGGACACUACAGUGUGUGACAGUAAACAGAGCUUACAGGAGGAUCAAACCUCCACAGAGUCUCUGGAUUCUGUCUGUAACGCUGGAGAACAGCAGCAGAUCCUGCAGACCAAACUGAAGAUGUGUUCAGUUAAACUUAUCGACUGCACGAACCUCAUGAUGAAGAUUAAAACUGAACCCACAGAAAUCAAAACUGAACCCACAGAAAUCAAAACUGAACCGACAGAUAUAAAAACUGAACACACAGAAGAGGAAGAUCGCCCUGAUGAAGAUGAUGACUUUAUUACAUCAGGUGUGAAGAGUGAUUCAUGUUUGGAUAUAGAAAUAACGUCCUCAACAUCAAAAGAGCGACUGACAGCACAAACUCUUUCCUGCAUCACCUGUGGAAAGACAUUCAGCUCACAGAGACAUUUAGAGAGACAUGAGAGAAAACACACAGAACAGAAACUCUUCACCAGAUCUGAGAUCAGCUUUACUACCUUACAAGAGAAGAAACUGCAUUCAGAAGACCACAGAGAGAAGAAGAAGAAGCAGCAGUUUUACUGUGAGCAGUGUGGGAAGAUUUUUGGCUCUUCCUCUGAUCUAAAUGUUCACAUGAGGACACACAGUGAUGAAAAGCCUUUCAACUGCACUGAAUGUGGAAAAUACUUCAAAACCAAACACAAUCUUAAAGUUCAUCAGAGAAUUCACACAGGGGAAAAACCUUUCGAGUGUCCUCACUGUGAUAAGAGAUUUAGCCGUAAACAUAGUCUGAAGACACAUAUGCUUUUACACACCAAUGAGAGACCGUAUCAGUGCAGUGAAUGUGGAAAAACCUUUACGGAUUCACGUUCAUUAAAAAAGCACCAGAAUAAUCACAUUAAAGAGAAACUCUAUCAGUGUUCACACUGUGAUGAAUGUUACGGUUAUAAAUGUCAUCUGAUAAUCCAUGAGAGACGUCAUACUGGAGAGAAACCUUACGUCUGCGCUCAUUGUGGAAAUAGCUUCACUAAUUCACCUCAAUUAAUAGUUCAUCAGAGAGUUCAUACUGGAGAGAAACCUUAUCACUGUAGUGUCUGUGGGAAGAGUUUUAGUGUAAAGCAUGCAUUACUAAAGCACAAGAGACUUCAUACAGGUGAAAAACCUUUCAAAUGUUCACAGUGUGACAAGACGUUUACUUGUUCAAGUAACUUAAAAAAACAUGAAAGAGUUCAUACUGGAGAGAAACCUUAUCACUGUAGUGUCUGUGGAAAGAGUUUUAAUCAAGGGUCUACAUUAAUAAAUCACAAGAGACUUCAUACAGGUGAAAAACCUUACAAAUGCUCUCAGUGUGAUAAGACUUUUUCUCAGUCCGGUCAUUUAAAAUCUCAUCAGAGAGUUCAUACUGGAGAAAAACCUAAUGUUUGUGGGAAGAUUUUUAGUCAACAGUGA
This is a messenger RNA of Misgurnus anguillicaudatus (oriental weatherfish), 1903 nucleotides long. NCBI's taxonomy places the organism in Eukaryota, Metazoa, Chordata, Actinopteri, Cypriniformes, Cobitidae. The record is from RefSeq and is a predicted model, not a curated record.